GCUGUGCUGUGCUGUGCUGCUGCUCCCUCCUAAUAACUUAUUAGUGCAAGGUACUCGGCCCCCAUUCAUCUCUUCCCAUCCAUGUAAUCCCAUGCCCAUCUCAGCAGCUCCUCGUUCCCCGUCCCGUCAUUCGCCCCAGAUCAAAGACCUGCCUCGUCCUGUGGGCUGGCCACAAUUGGACAGGUUUCUUUGGCGGGCUUGUUGCGGAGGCGGCGAGGUGAGGCUGAAGAGGCCCAGGAAAAGUUGCAGCGUGUUGGAAUUCCCCCCUCCACCCUUCCCUUCCUUCCCUUCGGUGCGACCCGCUCGCUCGCUUGCCUGCCCGUUUCCCUCAAUGCUGACAUAUGGGCUAAAUCUCCUUUCCUCCUCUUGAUUCUUUUUCAUUUCCCUGGCCGUCAUCCAAACCUGCCGCCGUUCAGAGAUAUUCCACGACGUGCGUAUGCGGCCAUGAAGAGAUAAGGGACGCCCGCCCGUUCGCUCUCGUGUCGCGCAUCCUCGCGUCUGGCAUCUUGCUACCGUCAUCGCCAACCACCACCACCACCACCACCACCACCAGCACGCCCACCUGUAUCCAGUCCAUUGCCAAAGUCGCCCGCUCACCCGUCGCGCAAAUGUCGCGUGCGAGCCAUUGAACCACCAGCGCGCGUCCGUCGCCGGCCCGCGCCGCGGCAGCCACCGAGCAUCCCCACUGCCAGUCGAGCCCCGUCGCCAUGAACCUCUCGUGCGGGCUCUUUCACCGCAGUCGUGCCAUGCGCGGCCGCCGGGACCAUGCCGCCAACGACAACCCUCGCCGCGCGCGAACCCUGUCCAUCUUUGGAAACUCGAACCCUCAUUCCCUCCGCGCCCUCGGCCGCUUGGUCGGCGUCACGGCCCUCGCCAAACCCUCCGACGAGUCCUCCUCGAGCGACGCCUCGACGGCCUGCGGCCACCCGGACCUCGACCUCGACGCCCACAUGAGCACCGACAUGCGCGAGACCCUCGAGAGCCUCUACCGCCACCUUCGCGGCCCCCACCCCCUCCUGUCCAGAGACGCCUUCUGCGCCUUUCUCAAGGACGUUCAGGGCGAGGCCGUCGUCGACCUCGACAGGGAAACCUACACAUGUGGCGAGUUUCUCUACGCCUGGAUCAAGCAGCACGGCAUCGAUGCCCUGGCCCCCCCUCCGGAAACCGACCUCUCCAGACCCCUCACCAACUACUUCAUCAACAGCAGCCACAACACGUACCUCGACGGUCAUCAGUGGACAUCGAAAAGCACCCCAGACGCCUACAAGGCCGUUCUCUCUCGUGGUUGCCGCUGCAUCGAGAUUGAUGUGUGGAACGGGGACGCCGUCCCGUCGAGGGACCGGUCCAAGUCUCCCCACGUUGAGCACAGCCGCGGCCUCUCGGGCAGCUCCCUGCCCAACGCCGCCCUCAACAUUGUCGACGCCGUCGGGGAAAGGUACGAGUCUGCAAAGUCUUACCUCGGCGACAGGCAGGCAGCCCACUCCCAUUCACGCAGCCCCAGCGCCAACAGCCGCGUCGUCGCCGACGACGUGUCGCCCCGCUCCAGCGUUGUCCUCACUCAAGACCCCCACGAGUCCAAUGACCGCCUCGACGUCGGGCGCGGCGCGGCGCGAGCGCGUGCUCGAGCGGCAAUGCCUCGGGGCGAGCCCAUCGUGACUCACGGCUGGACCCUGACUAUACCUUGCGGCUUUCGUGAGGUUUGCGAGGCCAUCAAGGAGUCUGCCUUCGUGGACAACGACCUACCCAUCAUCAUCAGCCUCGAGGUGCAUGCCGACUUGGAACAGCAGGAAGUCAUGGUCAAGAUCAUGAGAGAGGUCUGGCAAGACCUUCUCGUGAGCGAGCCCUACGAGGCGUGCGACCCCAAGUUUCGCGUCCCCACCCUCGAGGCGCUCCGCAACAAGAUCCUUGUAAAGGUGAAGAGGGCGCCGGCCAAGAUGGUCGCAGCCCAUACCGUCGGCGAAAUUCCCAUCCUGCAGCAUCCUGAAGACGACACGUCCGUCUCCGACGAGGAGCUGCCGGCGCCCUCCCGCUCGCCACGCCUCGAGAAGCCCGCCUCGGCCGCCGCGCCUGGCGCUCCUCCCGCACCUUCACCCAAGGGUGGUGUCAAGGUCCGCAUAUGUCAGAGCCUCGCCGAGCUCGCCGUGUACACCCGUAGCGAGCGAUUCGAGAGCCUUCGGACUCCGCAGGCCAAGAAGCCGACUCACAUCUUCUCCAUCAGCGAGAGCCGUAUCAGUGAUCUACACCGCAAGCAUGAGCAGGAAGUAUUUCUGCACAACAAGGGCUUCUUCAUGAGGGCCUUCCCAGAUGUUAAGCGGAUAGGCAGCUCGAACCCCGACCCGAGCCCGUUUUGGAGAAUGGGCGUGCAGAUGGUUGCCUUGAACUGGCAGAGCCUUGAUCCGGGCAUGAUGAUCAACGAGGGCAUGUUUGCCGACCAGAAGGGCUGGAUCCUCAAGCCCCCCGGCUACCAGAGCUCCGACAAGACGGCCGACACGCAGGAGCUGGCCGCGCCCGGACGGACCAUGGACCUCGACAUCACCAUCUAUGCCGGCCACAAGCUUCCCGCCCACGCCAGUGCCGACGGCGACGCCGCCCACGUCCGCAGCGGGAGCGCCAUCCGGCCCGUCGUAAAAGUCGAGCUGCACGUCGACAAGCCGGGCGGCGCGGACAAGGACGCGGGCUCCAAGGACAGUCCCUACAAGCAGCGCACCGACGCCAAGAAAUCCGUCAAUCCCUAUUUCGGGACCCACGGCAAGACGUUGCGCUUCCGCGGCAUCCCCAAGGUGGUUCCGGAGCUUGGCUUCGUAAGGUGAGUCGUCAUAUUUUCCUUGCACUGCAGGCGUUCCCUUCAACUGCUCGCCCCCCCCCCCGACUUGGACAGAAGUUGGGCACAACCGCGCGACCCAUCACAAAGUGACUUCAUCGCCCCAUGACUGAAACCGACGUGGUCCUGCUCAUUUGCAACACUUGCCUGGCGAAUUUUGUGACUGCUCGCAACCUUGCCCAACUUGCUUUUGUCCCCGGCCCGCUGAUGGUUUCGGCUCGCGACCGGAGUCCUGGCGGGUCCGCCGAGGGCUCGGACUGUCUGUCACCUUGUCCGUCUGAAACACACUCGUGCCUAGUGACGGACGGGAGAGUACUCGGCGCCACGAGCGGCAUCUUCAACGAUUGAUUCCAUCGCGCCUUAUCCAGAGGCUGGCCGACCACGUCUCCGCCUCCAAUCACCUCCAAGCGGGUACUGACGCUGGGCCCCGGGGGGAGGGGAAGGCGUGUGCGGCCUUACAUGUCGCCCAGUUUCAUCCCAGAUCGUCCCGUUGCAUGUUGCACACUUCCAUACGGGUCCAGCUAGCCUCCAAUGCUUACUUACUUCUCCUCACCAUGACUUGGAGUAUCGACCACCUGGCUGACUUGUUUCUCGACACCGCUCCGCAGGUUCAAGAUCGAAGACGAGUCUCGGACCCCCCUUGGCAGCUCUCCCUUGCUCGCCUGGGCGUGCAUUCGCCUCGACCGCUUGCGGGCUGGUUACCGCUUUAUACGGCUCAUGGACAGCAAGGGUCACUCGAUACCGGGUGGCAAGCUCCUUGUCAUGGUGUCCAAGUCACUGCGCUGAGCAGUGUUUUCGGCUUACCUCGUCGGUGCUGAGCGUGGCUGAGUCUCUUUGUUUUGUGCGUGGCACGCCCGAUUCUCCAUGGAAAAAGGCGCUGUUUAGUCGCUGCCUGCGAGCGUCGGGCGGCGACUCACGCUCCGUAGGUCAUGGGAGGAUUCUCCGCCCGGCGUUUUUGGUUCUUUUUUGCUUCUCGGGGGUCAAUGGAGUGAGGGGCAGUAUUAUCCUUUCCUGCCCGGCCGAAAAGAUAUCCUGGAGAUGAGCUAUUUGCAUCGACCACAUUUUGCUUUUGACCUCCAUUGUUUUUCCGGGCCAGGUACGGCAUCAGAAUUCUCGAGGGACUUGAGGAAGGGGGGAGGCAUAGCGAGAAGGCAUCGAAGUGAGCCGUCCUCAGCUGGCGUUGCGGUGAUUUGGAGCGUAUCUUGGUUUACUUACCGCGCCGAUGGAUUUCGGGGCAGAAAUGGGACAUGUUCGUGACAGGACAUCAUCCACGCUCCAUGUGCCCAAAACGAGGCUUUGACCUCGCCGUCGUGUAACUCGAAUCAUUGUUGGAGUCGCACAGGCAAGACUCUUGUGAGACUUGGGCAUCCCCCCCGAAUAAUCUCGCGGGUUUUGCGGCUCGGGAAUAUCAUGAGCAGCCGCCAAGAUGUCCCGCUAGAAUGAAUGAGCCGACCC
Messenger RNA from Purpureocillium takamizusanense, 4276 nucleotides. RefSeq lists its product as uncharacterized. The transcript has 3 exons. Gene Ontology annotation, biological process: lipid metabolic process; phosphatidylinositol-mediated signaling. Gene Ontology annotation, molecular function: phosphatidylinositol-4,5-bisphosphate phospholipase C activity. NCBI's taxonomy places the organism in Eukaryota, Fungi, Ascomycota, Sordariomycetes, Hypocreales, Ophiocordycipitaceae. The record is from RefSeq and is a predicted model, not a curated record. Bases 708 to 2810 code for a protein of 700 amino acids.